AUGAUCCCCAUCAUUAACCAAUAUGGAGACACAUUGUUGAAGUACCUGAACCAGGAAGUGAAGAAAGGCGCGCCUGUCACUGUGAAAGAAAUAUUGGGGAGCUACAGCAUGGAUGUGAUCAUUAGCACAUCCUUUGGAGUUAAUGUCAAUUCCCUCAACAAUCCAUUUGUGAAAAAAGCCAAGAGCAUCCUUGGUUCAGAUGUCCUCCAUCCAUUUUUUCUUAUAAUUAGUCUAUCUGAUCUGGAUAUUGCAGCCCAGUCUGUUAUCUUUAUUUUGGCUGGCUAUGAAACCACUAGCACCACUCUUUCAUUUAUUAUGUAUGUACUGGCCACCCACCCUGAUGUCCAGAAGAAGCUUCAGCAGGAGAUUGAUGAGACUUUGCCCAAUAAGGCACCUGUCACAUACGAUGUACUAUUUGAGAUGAAGUAUCUGGACAUGGUGGAGAAUGAAACUCUCAGAUUAUAUCCAAUUGUUGAGAGAAUUGUGAGAGUCUGUAAAAAAGAUGUUGAACUCAAUGGGGUGUUCAUUCCCAAAGGCACAAUUGUGCCUAUACCAACAUAUGGUCUUCAUCAAACUCUGUACUGGCCAGAACCUGAAAAGUUCUACCCUGAAAGGUACAGGGCUCCUGAGAAAGGNNNCAAUCCUUACGUAUACAUGCCCUUUGGAAAUGGACCCAGAAACUGCAUUGGCAUGAGGUUUGCUCUCAUGAGCAUGAAACUUGCUCUCAUCAGAUUACUGCAGAACUUCUCCUUCCAUCCUUGCAAGGAAACACAGGUCAGGACACUUUAUGAAAAA
Urocitellus parryii (Arctic ground squirrel) is the source of this 795-nucleotide messenger RNA. The record is from RefSeq and is a predicted model, not a curated record. Lineage: Eukaryota; Metazoa; Chordata; Mammalia; Rodentia; Sciuridae.